This is a messenger RNA of Chionomys nivalis (European snow vole), 1703 nucleotides long. RefSeq names its product heterogeneous nuclear ribonucleoprotein D (gene Hnrnpd). NCBI's taxonomy places the organism in Eukaryota, Metazoa, Chordata, Mammalia, Rodentia, Cricetidae. Gene Ontology annotation, biological process: regulation of gene expression. Gene Ontology annotation, molecular function: RNA binding. The record is from RefSeq and is a predicted model, not a curated record. Gene Ontology annotation, cellular component: nucleoplasm. Bases 329 to 1393 code for a protein of 354 amino acids. The transcript has 9 exons.
CGCCGUUCUUCCGUCGGCCAUUUUAGGUGGUCCGCGGCGGCGCCAUUAAAGCGAGGAGGAGGCGAGAGUGGCCGCCGCUGCGCCUUCAUCGUUUUCCAGCGCGGCCGGCGGGGGAAGAGUGCGAGUGCGCGCCGCGCGAGAGCGGGAGGCGAGGGGGGCAGGCCGGGGACGAGGCGCCGGAGCCCUUGCAGCCACGCGCGCGCCUUGUCUUGUGUGCCUCGCGAGGUAGAGCGGACGCGCGGCGGCGGCGGCGGGGAUCACUUUGCUGCUAGUUUCGGUUCGCGGCGGCGGCGGCGGGUGUCGUCUCGGCGGCGGCGGCAGCAGCGCUAUGUCGGAGGAGCAGUUCGGAGGGGACGGGGCGGCGGCGGCGGCCACGGCGGCGGUAGGCGGCUCGGCGGGCGAGCAGGAGGGAGCCAUGGUGGCGGCGGCGGCGGCGCCGGGGGCAGCGGCGGCGGGAAGCGGGAGCGGCGGCGGCUCCGCGGCCGGAGGCACCGAGGGAGGCAGCGCCGAGGCCGAGGGGGCGAAGAUCGACGCUAGUAAGAACGAGGAGGAUGAAGGCCAUUCAAACUCCUCCCCACGACACACUGAAGCAGCGACGGCACAGCGGGAAGAAUGGAAAAUGUUUAUAGGAGGCCUUAGCUGGGACACUACAAAGAAAGAUCUGAAGGACUACUUUUCCAAAUUUGGUGAAGUUGUAGACUGCACUCUGAAGUUAGAUCCUAUCACAGGGCGAUCAAGGGGUUUUGGCUUUGUGCUAUUUAAAGAGUCGGAGAGUGUAGAUAAGGUCAUGGAUCAGAAAGAACAUAAAUUGAAUGGGAAAGUCAUUGAUCCUAAAAGGGCCAAAGCCAUGAAAACAAAAGAGCCCGUCAAAAAAAUUUUUGUUGGUGGCCUUUCUCCAGAUACACCAGAAGAGAAAAUAAGAGAGUAUUUUGGUGGUUUUGGUGAGGUGGAAUCCAUAGAGCUCCCCAUGGACAACAAGACCAAUAAGAGGCGUGGGUUCUGUUUUAUUACCUUUAAGGAAGAGGAACCAGUGAAGAAGAUAAUGGAAAAGAAAUACCACAAUGUUGGUCUUAGUAAAUGUGAAAUAAAAGUAGCCAUGUCGAAGGAACAGUAUCAGCAACAGCAGCAGUGGGGAUCUAGAGGAGGGUUUGCAGGAAGAGCUCGUGGAAGAGGUGGUGGCCCCAGUCAAAACUGGAACCAGGGAUAUAGUAACUAUUGGAAUCAAGGCUAUGGCAACUAUGGAUAUAACAGCCAAGGUUACGGUGGUUAUGGAGGAUAUGACUACACUGGUUACAACAACUACUAUGGAUAUGGUGAUUAUAGCAAUCAGCAGAGUGGUUAUGGGAAAGUAUCCAGGCGAGGUGGUCAUCAAAAUAGCUACAAACCAUACUAAAUUAUUCCAUUUGCAACUUAUCCCAACAGGUGGUGAAGCAGUAUUUUCCAAUUUGAAGAUUCAUUUGAAGGUGGCUCCUGCCACCUGCUAAUAGCAGUUCAAACUAAAUUUUUUCUAUCAAGUUCCCGAAUGGAAGUAUGACGUUGGGUCCCUCUGAAGUUUAAUUCUGAGUUCUCAUUAAAAGAAAUUUGCUUUCAUUGUUUUAUUUCUUAAUUGCUAUGCUUCAGUAUCAAUUUGUGUUUUAUGCCCUCCCCAAACCCCCAGUAUUGUAGAGCAAGUCUUGUGUUAAAAGCCCAGUGUGACAGUGUCA